Molecule: messenger RNA, 3311 nt
Organism: Protobothrops mucrosquamatus (brown spotted pit viper)
Lineage: Eukaryota; Metazoa; Chordata; Lepidosauria; Squamata; Viperidae
Gene: FLT1
Product: fms related tyrosine kinase 1
Exons: 13
Coding region: 118-2160 (680 amino acids)
Biological process (GO): protein phosphorylation; vascular endothelial growth factor receptor signaling pathway
Cellular component (GO): plasma membrane
Molecular function (GO): vascular endothelial growth factor receptor activity; ATP binding
Source: RefSeq, a predicted model, not a curated record
GCCGGCUUAGAAUAGCCUCCCUGCCGCGCCGGGCGAGCGGACGCUCGGGCUCCAUAGCGAAGCGGAUCUCGGGCAGAGACGGGCGUUCUCUCUCUUCCCGGCGGCUCCGAGGGCGGCAUGUUGAGCUGGGGGCUCCCCGGGACCGUGCUGGGCGGGCUGCUCGGCUCCUGCCUUCUUCUAGCAGGAUCGAUUUCAGGGUUCAAAUGGAAAGGCCCCAAAUUAAACGUAACAGGAGCGCAUCAUGUCAUACAAGAAGGAGAUACUUUAAAUAUCUUGUGCAGUGGAGAUGUGCCCCAUUCUUGGUUUCUGCCUGAAACUCUAAGUAGGGAUGACAACCGAUUGAAUAUAAUGACUUACGCUUGUGGAAGGCACAACAAGCAGUUCUGCAGCAGCCUGACUUUGAACAGAACUCAAGCAACUGACACAGGAUACUACAGCUGCAAAUAUCCAGCCUCAAGUGAAGUAAAAAAGAAGACCGUAUCUAAAAUAUAUGUAUUUAUUAAUGACACACAAAACCCAUUUAUCAAGCUACACACAAAUGUACCAGAAAUGAUACGCACAACUAAUGGAGAGGAGUUGAUUAUCCCCUGCAGAGUUACAGCACCUGAUAUCCAUGUUAAAUUAAAAAUGAUACCAGGAGGAACCAUCAUUCCUGAUGGGAAGACAGUCAUCUGGGAUAACACAAAAGGCUUCAUAAUUCCAAAAGCAACAUAUAAAUUCAUAGGGCUUUUUAGCUGUGAAACUAUUAUUGAUGGUCAUGAAUAUAGCACCAAAUACCUGACAUAUAGGCUAAACAAUGAAAUCAUUAGUGUCCAGGUAAAUGACUCAAAACCAGUGAAGCUAUUCAAAGGACAAAGUCUGGUUCUCAACUGUAGUAUUACUGCAGCCUGGAACACCAGAGUGCAAAUCACAUGGACUUAUCCUGGUGAGGCAAGCAAAAGAGGCACCAUUAGUAGAAGCAUUCAACAAGGAAAAGAUGGGUCCAACCUAUUCUACAGCAUCCUUGUUGUUGAUAAAGUCCAUGAUAUAGAUAAAGGCCAAUACAUCUGCAAUGCUAAGAGCGGACCAUCACUCAAAUCAGAUAGAGUAACAGUUUUUAUUUAUGAUAAAGCAUUUAUCACCUUGCAACAUCGACAAAAAAACAUGCUGGAUGUUAUGUCUGGCAAGAAGUCCUAUCGACUUUCUAUGAAAGUGAAAGCAUUUCCUACACCAGAGGUUGUAUGGUUGAAGGAUGGGUUACCUGCUGCUGAAAUGUGUGCCAGAUAUAAAAUUAAAGGUUUCUCACUCAUUAUAAAACAUGUUGCUGAAGAAGAUGCAGGAAACUACACUAUAAUGUUGAGCACCCGGCAAUGGAACCUACAAAAAAAUUUAACAAUAACACUCAAAAUAAAUGUGAAACCUCAGAUUUAUGAAAAAGUGUCAUCAAUUCCUGGUCCUAAUCUCUAUCAACUAGGAACUAAGCAAAUUUUAACAUGCAUUGUUUAUGGUAUUCCUCAACCUGUGAUAAAAUGGACCUGGCAGCCAUGUCAACAGAACCAUUCCAGAACAAGGUAUGACUUUUGCUCCAGUUCAGAAAAUCCGCUAGUUUUGACAUCUGAAAGCACUACAGGAAACAGAAUCCAAAGCAUUACACAAAGAACAGCUUUAAUAGAGGGGAAGAACAAGACUGCUAGCAUCUUGGUUGUGGCUGAAUCCAGAACAUCUGGAAUCUACAGCUGCAUAGCAUCCAAUAAAGUGGGAAAGGACAAAAGAGACAUCAGUUAUUUUGUAACAGAUAUACCAAAUGGAUUCUCUAUUAACUUGAAGAAAGCACCUGUUGAAGGACAAACGCUAGUGUUGUCAUGUCUAGCCAACAAAUACCUAUACAAAGACCUCACCUGGCUUUUACCAAGGACAGCUAACAACCAAACAAGAAUUAAAAAAGCCAUUGUGAAGGAAUAUUCCGUGGAGCUCCCUCUCAUCAUCAAGAACAUUUCGCUUGAACAUUCAGGCACCUACAUCUGCCGAGCAAGAAACCUAUACACUGACAAAGAUGUGCUUCAAGAGAAAAACAUUACCAUCAGAGGUGAGCGCUGUAACAAAAAGGCUGUUUUCUCACGGAUCCGCAAAUUUAAGAGCGCAAGGAAUGAUUGUACAACACAACACAAUGUAAGCCAAUAAAGGACUAACUAAAAAGUGACACUUCACUGAUAUAAUCUUGAUUGACCACUACUGUACACUUCCAAAUAUGGAGGUUUGGACAUAGGAGGAGUAACAAUGCCAAAAAAAGAAAGAAAAGAAAAAGGCCUCCACCCCAAAGUAAACAAAAAAACUGUCCCUAAACCUGGGCUUCCAAUUUGGCUCAGAAAGUCCUAUUCUACUUUGACAAAGAUGUGGAAGUUGGAAUUUGGGAGAGUUCCCCACCCCCUGCAUUGCAUUUUGUGUGUUAUGUUGUAUUGUUCUUUGCAGUCUCCCACCAAGUGCUAAUGAAAAACUUUGGAACCAGCCUGUCUUCGGCUUUGAUAUUCAACCUCCUCCCAAGUGUCAAAGCUGCAUAAACUGAAAACUUUUUUAAAAAAAAAAUAGAAAGACUGCUGCCUUUGGUCAACAUUGGACGCUUUAUAAGUUAACUUUGGUGCAGGAUAAGCACGGCUCAGUUUGAGAGAUUGACUGGACUAUGGUAUUAUUUACUUUAAUCUGCUCUUUGUGGAUUUAUAAAUAUUGCCUGCUGAGCAAGUUCUUAUGCUUAUUUAUUUGAAUUCAUUUUUCUACCUUAAAUACACUCAUCUUUUUUUUAAAAUAAUUUUUUUCUCAGGGAAAGCUCUGAGGAGGAUCUAAAAUGAAAAAUAACAUGUUGAAAUUAGGCAUCGUUUGCAUCAAUUAAACUAUUUAAAUCCAUCAAAAUUGGACCCAUUUUCUUAGAGUAAAUAGAUUGUGGGAGAUUUCCAUUGGGUCUCCCUUUGCUUUCCUUUCAAAUAAAUCACAAUACUAUGUUAAACAUGUGUUGACAUGAAUGGGAAAAGUCUUCAUUGACAUUAUAAUGAAGAAAUAUGUAACUGUUAAAACUAACUUAAUAAAGAGAACUACCACAUUUACCCUUACUAAUAAGGUUUCCAUCAUCACAGCAAAUAUUUAAUGUAUUUAAAGUUAAGGCUACUAGUAUAUGUAUGUAUCUGUGUAUGUACAGUAUGUAUGUGUAUGAAACACACACACGUACAUAUUGACACAGACACACACACAUCAUUUCUUUUUCAUUUUCAAAUGGUAAUAAGAUUUCUAAAAUGACUAAACUACUGAUAGAGAAUUAAAAACAAUCUAUCGUUACUUUUAAA